GAAGUGAUAAACAUCGUGCACAUCUCCAAGUCGUCUCUGUACCGCAUGGUGCUGAAAUAUGCGAAUCCCCUGCGUGACCCCGUCAUCGCAUCCAUUAUCAUCACCCCUGAGAGCGUCGUCGAAACGCAACAGAAAUUCAGCGUGCUGCUCCGGCCUACCAUGGACCCGCAGCUGAUCACGGUGUCGGGCGAGAAGGACCUGGCGCCGUCGCCGCUCGUCAUGAACCCCGGCAACUGGACCGUCACCUUCAAGACCACCAAGGAAGUCAUGAUCGAUUACUUCGUCCUGAUCCCAGAAGCAUACUACGAGGCCACAGUGCUGACUAAACUGGUGGACAAGCCUUGUGUGGUCGGCGACCAGAGGCUUUGCCGACAGUUUGCGUACCCCAGCGUCCAGGGAAGACCUGCUGCGGAGCUGGUCACGCCGGUCACGCUCUACGUCGACGACAACAUCCAACUGCAAGAGCUAAACGCAGCGCCAAACACAAUUCCGCUCCUGAACGACGACCAGCCCGAGUUAGAGUACAAACUGACGAUCGAGCAGCCCGGGCCAUACGUGCUGCUGAUUGAAUACGUGACGCCCAUCAACCGCAGCGCGAUCCCGUCUGAGGACUACUCCAAUGAAACCAACCUGUUCACGCCCAAAUGGACGGUCACUGUACGGGUGCAGUCUGGUGAUGCGCCUGAGACGGCGGCCAUUGCAAACCUCAACGAAUGCCCUUACGCCACCGCCUGCAGACAAGUCGUGGUCGACAACAUAGCCAAAAUCAACGUUUUCAAUCUGCAGAGCGAGGAGAACACUCUUUAUUUGGAUGGCGAGAGAGACUCACUUACAGGCAUCAAGGCGAUCAUCGCAGUGCCAGAGGACGAGUGGCACCUGGACCACAUCACGCCGCGCCCGUACUGCCUGCGCCGCGCCGGCCGCUGCGAGCCGGCCGUGUUCUCCGCAGCUGUAGACUCUAAGAAGGUGGAGAUCGAAUUGGGCACGGGCGGCGAGCGCGACGUGCGGCCACCCGUCCAGGACAACGCCACGGCGGUGGUGUACCUGACGCCCGACGCCGACCCCGUGCAGCUGGGCUUCAAGGCGGCCCCCGGCGAGUACAUGUUCAUCGUGCACUACUACCAGCCGGACCACCCUCAGAGCAGCCUCGACGUGACACUGACGCUGGACGGCGUCAAGCACGGCGCGCUCAUGACGGUCGAACACUGUCCGUCCAACUCGGGCUGCCGCGCGCUGCUCAAGCUCGCCGACGGCCGGGACUACUUCCCCGUCAACGAGAACGUCACCAUCGCCUUCCAGGGCGCAGACACCAAAGGCCUCUGGCUAGACUACGUGCUCGUGGUGGCCACUGGAGACUACACGGACUCCGCGCUAAAGGAGGCGAACGUCCUAGACUACACGCGCGAGUUCAUCGACACCUGUGCGCUCAACCAUUACUACAUCAACCCUAACGACACAGGCUUCUGCCGCGACGCGAUGUUCUCCAUCACGGCUGAGUACAACAGCGGAGCCCUAUCCUGCUUCUGCGACUUCAUGGGCUCAACUGAACUGGAGUGCGAUGUCUUCGGCGGACAGUGUCCUUGCAAGCCCAACGUGGUCGGCCGGUCCUGUACCGCCUGCCGCACUGGAUACUACGGCUUCCCCGACUGCCGGCCCUGCCACUGCCCGGCCACCGCUAUCUGUAACGAGGACGGCAUGUGCAUUUGUCCGAAGAACGUAGAAGGCGAGAACUGCGACCGCUGCAAGCCUUACACGUUCAACUUCGACGUGCACCGCGGCUGCGACGAGUGCAACUGCAACCCGCUCGGCGUGAUCGACCGAAGGCUGCAGUGCGAGCCGGAUAGUGGAAACUGCGAGUGCAAAAAUAACGUAAUCGGACGCGUUUGCGACCACUGCGUGCCCGGACACUAUGCGUUCCCGGACUGCCCGGCGUGCUCGUGCGACCUGGACGGGACCACGGAUGACGUCUGCGACCAGAACACCGCGCAGUGCUACUGCAAGCGGAACGUGCGCGGACAGGCAUGCAACGAGUGCAAGGAGGAGUACUACAACCUGCAGGCCGGCAACCCGGACGGCUGCACCAAGUGCUACUGCUCCGGCAAGACCACGCGCUGUUCCAGCUCCUACCUGUCCUGGGCUGCGAUCAGUGUGAUGGCGGACUGGUCUCUGGUCAGUGUGGAAGCCAACCGUACGCUAGCUGUCAACCCGUACGACUUCGCGCCAGCCGUGUACAACGACACCACCAUAGAGGCUGAACUGGCUAGCAACAAGCUCGUCUACUUCUCUGCGCCGGAGUACUACCUUGGCAAGCGUCUGACGUCAUACGGCGGGUACCUCACAUACACGGCGUACUAUUCGAGCCGCAACGACGGCCGCGCCAUUGCUGCCCCUGACGUCAUCCUCGGAGGGCCUGGCGGGUAUCUGGUGCACAACAGUGUUGAACAACCGCCAUCGUACUCGGAGUGGGAGCACGGAGUGAAGCUGACAGAAGAGGAGUUCACGCGAGCAGACGGCGCGCCGCUCACUCGAGAGCAGUUCAUGGCGGCGCUCGUCAACGUCACCAGCGUCUACGUGCGCGCCUCCUACUGGGAGGACUCGUCGUCCGCCAGACUGACAUCAGCUGCAUUAGACAUCGGCGUGGAAGACUACGCGGAGGGCAUGAAGCGAGCGGCCUCCGUCGAGGAGUGCCAGUGUCCUAAGGCCUACCGCGGGCUGUCGUGCGAGCAGUGCGCCGCGGGCUACUACCGGCUCAGCUCGGGCCCGCACGCGGGGCUGUGCGUGCCGUGCCAGUGCAACGGCCACUCGCCGCAGUGUGACGUCAACACCGGCGUGUGUCUGGACUGCGGCCACCACACGAUGGGUGACCACUGCGAGCAGUGCGUCCCGGGGUACCACGGCGACGCCACGGUUGGCACGCCGCGCGACUGCCUCAUCUGUGCCUGCCCCAUGCCUACCUCCUCCAACAACUUUGCCAUUGGCUGUGACCUGAGCGACAACGGGUCCCUGAUCUCUUGCGACUGCAAGCCGGGAUACGGCGGAGCUCGUUGCGAAUACUGUGCCGCUGGUUACUAUGGAGUGCCUGAAAACACCGGUGACUACUGCAAGCCGUGCAACUGUUCCGGCAACAUCAACCCUAACGAUCCAAGCUCGUGCGACAGCAUCACGGGCGACUGCCUCAAGUGCGUCAACCACACGGCGGGCGCGGCCUGCAACCUGUGCGCACCCGGCUUUUAUGGAGACGCCAUUCUCAGCAAGAACUGCACAGCGUGCUCGUGCGACAAGCAAGGCAUGGAGCGCUGCGACCCGUCCACCGGUACUUGCGUGUGUCGCGAGGGCGUGGUGGGUCCGCGCUGCGACCGAUGCGCGCCCGACCACUACGGGCUCGAGUCCGGGCAGGGCUGCGCGCCGUGCGACUGCGCGUUGGCCGCCACGGACUCGCAGUGCGAUCUGACUACUGGACAGUGCAAAUGCGCUAAGGGAGUGACGGGCCGCCACUGCGAGCAGUGCGCUGCGGGCUACUGGAACUAUUCCAAGGAUGGAUGUGACCACUGCAACUGCAACACGGGCUAUUCCGUUGGCUUCAUGUGCAACGCGACGGGCCAGUGCGAGUGUCUGCCCGGCGUCAUCGGCGAGAAGUGCGACCGCUGCCCGGAGAGAUGGGUGCUGCUCCCACACGAGGGCUGCCUGGAGUGCGACGAGUGCACGGACGCGCUCAUAUUCACCGUCGAGGACCUCUCGCGCCGCCUCGCCAACGAAACACAGGACUUCAAGGACAAAGCGGAUUCGUUCUUUACGACCCAGCGGCUGAACUACAUCGCGAAUCAGACGCAGUUGUUGCGACCUCGAGUGGCGGAGCUGACGGAAGUUGACCUGGAUGACGUCACCGCCGCCUUCAAGGCGCUCGAGAGCGGCGCCAAGAACCUACUGCGUUCAGCGGAGUUCGCGGCAACGGACAGCGACAAGCAGAUCACAAGAGCAGCUGAGCUGGCAAGAGACGCGGACAAGACCUUAGCUUCAGUGCGCGACAGCAGCGACAAGGCCAAAAGCGUGGUGGCGCACGUCACCGACUUAGCUACUGGCUUGGAACUCAGCCAGCAACCGAAGGCCGAUGGCGCGCUGGCAGAGGCGAGACAGAUCAAGUCCGACAUUGCUGAAAAGAACCUACAGCCGCAACUGUUGCAAGCCAACAGCGGCUUCGGCAACGCGACUGCCCAAAUCGAGCGCAUGAACAUCUUCAUCGAGCCCGUCAACAAGCAAGCUAAGAAAUUCGAACGUCUGGUGAACGCAACGCACGCACUGAAGGAAAAGCUUGAGGAUCUCCUGGAGUACACGGACCGCGCGCAACACACCGCUGCCGCCGCCGACAAGUCUAACGAGAGGAACCGGCAAUCCAAAUUCGGCAACAAAGUUCUCUCCGUCACGAAACUGAACGAGGCAGCCAUGAAGGACUUAAUCGACGCAGCGGAAGAAGUGGCCGCUGUCGCCAACUUGUCAGCGUCGGACGUCGCUUCCGGGGCGGCCAGGGCGCUCACGGGGAAUAGAAACGCAAACAUCAACAUGGACGAAAGGCUGAAUAACUUGAUGAAGGAAAUGCCGGCGCUGCAGCAGGCCCUCAAUGAAGCCCAAGACCACGCCAGCAGUCUCAGGAGCCGGGCUGACAAUCUACGCACGGUGGCAGCGCGCGAGAACAACAACACUCGCACGCAGGACGCGUACAGCGCCGCGUCGGCGUUCUCGUCCAUCGUGCAGGAGAUCGCCGACGCCAAGCUGGCCGCCGACACCGCCGAAGCCGCCGACAACAACGCCACCGCUGUCAAAAACGUGUUGAACGAGCGCGUGGGUCCCGCCCGCAACCGCUCGCAGGACUUGCUGACGCGCGCGGCCGCGGCGCUGCAGGACGUGGAGCAGGGGCUGCGGCCUCCGCACAGCUCCGCCCAGGCCGCCCUGCAGGACGCGCGCCGGGCGCUCGACGCCGCCUUCCUGCAGGACGACGCCAUCCAGCUUUCGCUACCAACGCCCCCCAGUUUCGCUCUGCAAGAAGAAAUAGACAAGGCAGACCGCGUGAACGCCACAGUGAAGAACACUCUGGACAUCAUGUCCAAGUUUGGCUCCGAGCUUGGCGCCAGCAAGGAGUGGGCGCAGUCGCUGCCCAAGCUUGCUGAUGAGGGGCAGAAGAUGAUGUCUAAUAUCGAAAGCUACUUGAAGAACGUAGAAGAAAUGGACCCGAUGAGCCGGUCCAAGUACCGCGCCGUGAAGAUGAUGCAGGAAGACCUGGAGCGCCGCCGCGCGGAAGCCGACGACAAGCUCCACAAGCUGAAGGAGCUCAUCGAACAGUGUUCACCUUCCUCCAGUGUAUCUGGAAAUAUGUCCAGCCCACUUCCAUUUAAGACGCAUCUGUAA
Ostrinia furnacalis (Asian corn borer) is the source of this 5400-nucleotide messenger RNA. It is a transcript of the gene LanA, whose product is annotated as laminin subunit alpha. The transcript has 33 exons. Bases 46 to 5400 code for a protein of 1784 amino acids. The record is from RefSeq and is a predicted model, not a curated record. Gene Ontology annotation, biological process: tissue development; animal organ morphogenesis. Lineage: Eukaryota; Metazoa; Arthropoda; Insecta; Lepidoptera; Crambidae.